Messenger RNA from Pseudophryne corroboree (corroboree frog), 5585 nucleotides. RefSeq lists its product as uncharacterized. Gene Ontology annotation, molecular function: DNA-binding transcription factor activity; RNA polymerase II cis-regulatory region sequence-specific DNA binding. Gene Ontology annotation, biological process: regulation of transcription by RNA polymerase II. The transcript is spliced from 13 exons. NCBI's taxonomy places the organism in Eukaryota, Metazoa, Chordata, Amphibia, Anura, Myobatrachidae. The record is from RefSeq and is a predicted model, not a curated record. The annotation marks the transcript as partial.
GGGAGUAUAUAGAGGAACACAGGGGUCUGUACAAGGACGUGAUGAUGGAGAAUCACCGGCCCCUCACAUCACUGGAUGGGCCCAGUAACAGAGAUACCCAAGAGAGAUGUCCCCGUCCUCUGUAUUCCCAGGAUUGUACAGAGAAGAAUCACAGGACCCCACAGGAGGAUCAGGGUGAAGCCCAAUUAAAUAAUAUUAAAAUCAAAGAUACAGAGGGAGAAGAAGAGACAUAUGUGACUGAUAUAAAGACAGAAGAUAUAGAGGGAGAAGAAGAGACGUAUGUGACUGAUAUAAAGACAAAAGAUAUAGAGGGAGAAGAAGAGACGUAUGUGACUGAUAUAAAGGCAGAAGAUAUAGAGGGAGAAGAAGAGACGUAUGUGACUGAUAUAGAGAUAGAAGAUACAGAGGGAGAAGAAGAGACGUAUGUGACUGAUAUAAAUGCAGAAGAAAUAGAGGGAGAAGAAGAGACGUAUGUGACUGAUAUAAAGACAAAAGAUAUAGAGGGAGAAGAAGAGACGUAUGUGACUGAUAUAAAGACAGAAGAUAUAGAGGGAGAAGAAGAGACGUAUGUGACUGAUAUAAAGACAAAAGAUAUAGAGGGAGAAGAAGAGACGUAUGUGACUGAUAUAGAGAUAGAAGAUACAGAGGGAGAAGAAGAGACGUAUGUGACUGAUAUAAAUGCAGAAGACAUAGAGGGAGAAGAAGAGACGUAUGUGACUGAUAUGAAGGCAGAAGAUAUAGAGGGAGAAGAAGAGACGUAUGUGACUGAUAUGAAGGCAGAAGAUAUAGAGGGAGAAGAAGAGACGUAUGUGAGGGGUGAUCAGCAGUGUAAGGAGGAGGAGAUCCCUACAGAUAUCAGCACAGGUGGACACACAAGCAGGAAUAUCUCAGAAGGACAUCUAAUGUUAUCCCCGGAUUGUGACAUAAAAGAUAAUGACAGUAGACAGGAUUCUCCAGGAGAUAACCCCAUUACCCCAAUUAUACAUCCAGCUCUAUCAGCUGAUCCCCCUGAUCCUGGGAAAUGUUCUCCUGAUCACUCUGAUAUUGGUGCAUCUGUUACAGCUCUGAGAGUAGAUACAGUGUUUCCCUGUUCUAUAGAUGCCAUCUAUUUUACACAGAACACAAAACGUAUUACCCAUCAGCCAGCUAAGGAAGGUGAGAGGCCAUUUCCAUGUUCUGAGUGUGGGAAAUGUUUUGCACGGAAAUCAAAUCUUGUUACACAUCAGAGAAGUCACACAGGUGAGAAGCCAUUUUCUCGCUCUGACUGUGGGAAAUGUUUAAGUAAAUCACAUCUUGUUAUAUAUCACAGAAGUCAUACAGGUGAGAGGCCAUUUUCUUGCUCUGAGUGUGGGAAAUGUUUUACAUGGAAAUCACAACUUGUUACACAUCAGCGAAGUCACACAGGUGAGAAGCCGUUUUCUUGUUCUGAGUGUGGGAAAUGUUUUUCCCAGAAAUCACAACUUGUUACACAUCAGAGAAGUCACACAGGUGAGAAGCCAUUUUCUUGCUCUGAGUGUGGGAAAUGUUUUAGAUGGAAAUCACAACUUGUUACACAUCACAGAAGUCACACAGGUGAGAAGCCAUUUUCUUGCUCUGAGUGUGGGAAACAUUGUUUAAAUAAAUCACAUCUUGUUAUACAUCAGAGAAGUCACACAGGUGAGAAGCCAUUUUCUUGCUCUGAGUGCGGUAAAUGUUUUUCCCAGAAAUCACCACUUGUUACACAUCAGCGAAGUCACACAGGUGAGAAGCCAUUUUCUUGCUCUGAGUGCGGUAAAUGUUUUUCCCAGAAAUCACCACUUGUUACACAUCAGCGAAGUCACACAGGUGAGAAGCCAUUUUCUUGCUCUGCGUGUGGGAAAUGUUUUACACGGAAAUCACAACUUGUUAGACAUCGGAGAACUCACACAGGUGAGAAUACAUUUCCAUGUUCUGAGUGUGGGAAAUGUUCUGCACACAAAUCAGAUCUUAGAAACCAUGAGAGAAGUCACACAGGUAAGAAGCCAUUUUCUUGCUCUGAAUGUGGGAAAUGUUUUACACAGAAAUCACAACUUGUUACAUAUCAGAGAAGUCGCACAGAUAAGAGGCCAUUUCCAUUUUCUUCAAUCAAUCUCCAGUACAUAAGUUGGGAUGAUUCCUUGGACCUCCCUGACCUGACCCCUGACUAUUCUGACACAGCUAAAAGAGCCAAGGAAGGUUCAGAUAUACUAUCUCCACUGCUCGAUGCUAAACUAGCCCCACUCACUGAAGCAGUGACCUCCGCAACCGCACUUCUGAAACAGCACACCUCCCGCUUAACAGAAGCUGAAGAUAGGAUCUCUACUGUGAAAGAAGAAUUAACGAAUUUGGCCUACUUGCUGGGAUGGGCCAAUGUCCGUUAUGAUCUCAUGUUACUGUUUGGCAUUUCUCAGCAAAGGACAGGACGACUGAUCUGUAUUAAGGAGAGGAUGAAUGGGGCCAUGUAUCGUGAAAUUUUGGACAAAAAUCUCCUUCCUUCAGUAAGAGCAUUGAAGAUGGAACGUGGCUGGGUCUUCCAGCAUGACAAUGACCCCAAACACACCGUCCGGGCAACUAAGGAGUGGCUCUGUAAGAAGCAUUUCAAUGUCCUAGAGUGGCCCAGCCAGUCUCCAGACCUCAACCCAGUAAAAAUAUCUGUGGAGGGAGUUGAAAGUCCAUGUGGCCUGGCGACAGCCCCAAAACAUGACAGAUCUAGUGAAGAUCUGCAUGGUGGAAGAGAAGGCCAAAAUACCUGCUGCAGUGUGUACAAACCUGGUCAAGAACUACAGGAAACGUUUGACCUCUAUGAACUGUCGGUUCUGAAUAAGGGACUAUCGUUCAUCCCAGUGUCUUCCUUUGAAGAUUUCCAGUGGAAAGUGGAUUCGUAUAAAGUGAAUAGAAGAUUGCGUUUACAAGAACACUUUGCACAUAAUUUGAAUCCCACGGUGGGGAGUGAUCUCCCUACUAGUUUUAAUACUGUUUCUCAGUUUGAUCCCCAGAUUAGCAAUGCGUCCCUCAAAUGUUUCGCCCGUGUAUUAGACUCUAAGGUUAGUGAAUCUGUGAAAACACAGAAACAUCAUUUUGAUAAUCUGACCAAGGGCGAGAGGGAGGCAUUACAUACUCUGAGUAAGGAUCAGCAGAUUGUAAUCCGCCCCGCGGAUAAGGGCGGGGGGAUCAUUAUUCAGGAUAUACAACAAUAUAGAACAGAAGCAUAUAGACAAUUACUGGAUAGUACAGUCUAUAAUCAGUUAGGGAAGGAUCCCACUAGCAAAUAUAAUAAUGAAUUACAUCAGUUGUUAUCACAAGCAGUCAGUAAUGGUAUUAUUACUAAAGUUGUAGCUGAAGCAUUAUGGCAGGACCACCCGGUGGCACCGGUGUUCUACACCAUUCCUAAGGUGCAUAAGAAUGCAACGGUGCCACCGGGAUGUCCAAUCAUCUCGGCGAGGGACUCUGUAUAUUACAGGGUCUCUAAGUAUAUAGAUCAUUACUUUCAGCCGGUUAUUCAAGCCCAAUUGACGUAUCUAAAAGAUACAACAUCUUUAAUCAUUAAAUUGGAAAAUUUACCUAAGUUACCUUCUAAUAGUGUAUUGUGCACUCUGGACGUGGUGAGCCUCUACACCAAUAUCCCACAUGGGAGGGGUGUAGAGGCAGCCAAGGAUCUGUUGUCCACAAGCACACUGCAACCGGUGCACGGCAGUGACGCGGAGCAUAACUCAUGUGGAGUACGUGAUGACGGAAUUCACCCCCGCCUAACUCCAGCUGUGAGGAACGGAGUCUUUAUUACACAUCACACCUUCUGUAUUCUCUCUAAUUCAUCAAGGAUGGACAAAGACAGGAGUCACAGGACUGAGAGGAUAAUAAAUAUCACCCUGGAGAUCAUUUACCUGCUGACUGGGGAGGCAGAAGAUACAGAGGGAGAAGAGACGUAUGUGACUGAUAUAAAGGCAGAAGAUAUAGAAGGAGAAGAGAUGUACGUGACUGAUAUAGAGACAGAAGAUACAGAGGGAGAAGAAGAGACGUAUGUGAGGGGUGAUCAGCAGUCAGAUGGACACACAAGCAGGAAUAUCUCAGAAGGACAUGUAAUGUUAUCCCCGGAUUGUGAAAUAAGAGAUAAUGAGAGUAGACAGGAAUCUCCAGGAGAUAAGCCCAUUACUCCAAUUAUACAUCCAGCUCUAUCAGCUGAUCCCUCUGAUCCUGGGAAAUGUUCUCCUAAUCACUCUGAUAUUGGUGCAUCUGUUAUAGCUCUGACAGAUACAGUGUUUCCAUGUUCUAUAGAUACCAAAUGUUUUACACAGAACACAAAGUGUAUUAACCCACACACAGGUAAGGCAGAUGAAAGGCCAGUAUGUCCGGAGUGUGAGAAAUGUUUUACAUACAAAUCAGAUCUUGUUAUACAUCGGAGAAGUCACACAGGUGAGAAGCCAUUUCCAUGUUCUGAGUGUGGGAAAUGUUUUGCACGGAAAUCACGUCUUGUUAGACAUCCGAGAAGUCACACAGGUGAGAAGCCAUUUCCAUGUUCUGAGUGUGGGAAAUGUUUUACACAGAAUUCACAACUUGUUGCACAUCAGAGAAGUCACACAGGUGAGAAGCCAUUUCCAUGUUCUGAGUGUGGGAAAUGUUUUACACAGAAUUCACAACUUGUUGCACAUCAGAGAAGUCACACAGGUGAGAAGCCAUUUCCAUGUUCUGAGUGUGGGAAAUGUUUUGCACAGAAAUCAGUUCUUGUUAAACAUAACAGAAGUCACACAGGUGAGAAGCCAUAUUCAUGUUCUGAGUGUGGGAAAUGUUUUGCAUACAAAUCAGCUCUUGUUAAACAUAACAGAAGUCACACAGGUGAGAAGCCAUUUCCAUGUUCUGAGUGUGGGAAAUGUUUUGCACACAAAUCAGAUCUUGUUAUACAUCACAGAAGUCACACAGGUGAGAAGCUGUUUUCUUGCUCCGAAUGCGGGAAAUGUUGUGCAAGUAAAUCACAUCUUGUUAGACAUCACAGAAGUCACACAGGUGAGAAGCCAUUUUCUUGCUCUGAGUGCGGGAAAUGUUUUACACAAAAAUCACAUCUUGUUACACAUCAGAAAAGUCACACAGGUGAGAAGCCAUUUCCAUGUUCUGAGUGUGGGAAAUGUUUUGCACAAAAAUUACAUCUUGUUAGACAUCACAGAAGUCACACAGGUAAGAAACCAUUUUCUUGCUCUGAGUGUGGGAAAUGUUUUACACGGAAAUCACAUCUUGUUACACAUGAGAGAAGUCACACACGUGAGAAGGUAUUUUCUUGCUCUGAGUGCGCGAAAAGUUUUACUUGGAAAUCCCACUUUGUUAUACAUCAGAGAAGUCACACAGGUGAGAAGCCAUUUUCUUGCACUAAGUGUGGGAAAUGUUUUACACGGAAAUCAAAUCUUGUUACACAUUACAGAAGUCACACAGGUGAGAAGGCAUUUCCAUGUUCUGAGUGUGGGAAAUGUUUUGCACACAAAACAGAUCUUGUUUUACAUCACAGAAGUCACACAGACAAUAAGCCAUUUUCUUGCACUAAGUGUGGGAAAUGUUUUGCACACAAAUCAGUUCUUGUUAGACAUAACAGAAGUCACACAGGU